This is a messenger RNA of Phycomyces blakesleeanus NRRL 1555(-), 825 nucleotides long. RefSeq lists its product as hypothetical. NCBI's taxonomy places the organism in Eukaryota, Fungi, Mucoromycota, Mucoromycetes, Mucorales, Phycomycetaceae. The coding region runs from base 1 to 825 and encodes 274 amino acids. The transcript has 4 exons. The record is from RefSeq and is a predicted model, not a curated record.
AUGAGUACAUACUUUUUUUACGAAAAUGGACAAGGCAAGAUCUACGAUGAACAAGGCAAUGAUGCCAUGGAAUGGUCUGAAGAAGCACAGCCAUCCGAGCAAGAGCAAAUGAGAGGCGAACUUGACGAGAAUAUGAACGAAGUAUAUUUAAGGGUGAAUGAAGAAGAUAAUAACGUAACGAAGAAAAGUUAUAAAGUAUAUUCUCCUGUCCAGAAGGUGCUUUUUCUGUACUAUUUACAAGUGAAGUUGUUUAAAGCUGCGAAAGCUGCCAGAUUUUCUGGUGUAUCCGAACGUACUGGUCAACAGUGGGCUAAAAGAAUAAGAGAUGAACCUGAAUGGAAUAUAUUUGAAAAGCAAACAAAUAAGGAUAAGCGAAAGACAGGACAGCUGCAAGAAGAGCAUAAGGAGUUUAUUAUCGAUCUAUUCGAUAAAAACCCUCAAACACGUGUGAAGGAUGUUGUUGUGAGUCUGGAGCGUUCGUUUGCGAAUUUCAGCUUGAAAGAAACUAGUGUUCGUAACUUCAUGACAAAUGAAUGCAAUCUGUCAUUCAAAAGAGCAACAUUACAAACAAAAGAAAGAAACUCUGGAAAAACUCUUCAAAAACGAUUCGAGUGGCUUCGAGUAACAGAAAAGCCUAAGCAACGUAAAGUUGAUGGUGUAGGACGAAAAAGAAAGCAGACAUCAAACCAGAAAAGACGAGAGGGAACUAAAACUGAGAGUAUAUAUGAGAAAUCGGAUGAGAAGUUAAUGAUACAAGCUAUAUAUUUUCGUCAAGCUACUACUUCGAUAAUUACCGAAUAUUGUAGUACCAGCCUUUUUCAGUAA